Molecule: messenger RNA, 1941 nt
Organism: Botrytis byssoidea
Lineage: Eukaryota; Fungi; Ascomycota; Leotiomycetes; Helotiales; Sclerotiniaceae
Exons: 3
Coding region: 1-1941 (646 amino acids)
Biological process (GO): regulation of cyclin-dependent protein serine/threonine kinase activity; mitotic cell cycle phase transition
Cellular component (GO): centrosome; cytoplasm; nucleus
Molecular function (GO): cyclin-dependent protein serine/threonine kinase regulator activity
Source: RefSeq, a predicted model, not a curated record
AUGGACGCUCGACCCCAAAGACCUUCACGAUCGACUCAAGCCAAUACUAAUGGUGAUGAGAACGUCGCACCUUUAAUUACCAAACAACAAUCAACUCUACAUCAAAAACACAAGUCCACAGGAGCCUUAACCAAUAUGUUAGCAGUCGGAGGACUCAAGGCUGCUGCCAAGAGGACUGCAUUUGGAGAUGUUAGCAAUACCGCAAAGACUUUGACUACUAUUCGGGACGAGUCUGCCGUUAAUGGCAAGUCUGUCGAAACCAUUAAGCCUAUUGCUACUCAGGAUAAGUCAGCUGCACUUUCAAAGCCAGCACAACGACCACUCAACAAUGCCCUCAAAGCACCAUUAGCUACAUCUACUUCCGAACAACCUUCUAUUGCUCCACUUCAAAAACAACCUCAAGCAAAUAACACCAAGCGCAAUACUUUGGCUAAGAAGGGUGCUGUUUACAAGGAUAGCGAAAAUGAAAACAUUCAACCGCUUGCGCAAAAGCCAACUGCCUCGACUAGUUCAGCUCAACAAACCCUCGGCCCCAGACAUGCUAAGAGUCAACCUGAGAUCAAGGCCGAGCAACCGCUUUUACGACGAACACAGAGCAAGCAGUUGAACAAUGCUGUCGACAAUGCCGAGCCCACAAUCUACCACAACGCUUCGGAACAUCCUCUGAAGGAGAACGUCAACGAAUCUCACCUCCGAUCUAUCAAGGAAAAGGAUGAGUCUGCUAUCGCCGAGAAGUUGAAGUCACAAAAGCAAUCACCAGCUGCACCAAUUGCACCAAUUGCACCAAUUGCACCAAUUGCUUCCGAACCCGAAGAAUAUUGGCCCGAGGACGAAGAAGAGACCUAUGACGACCAAGGCUAUACAACUGCCCAUUCCUUCCGAGGGGAGAAUACCACUGGAGGAGCGACUACGGUUAUCGUCCCAAAAGUCACAAACAAAGUUAAGAAAGAGCUUGAGGAUGCCAAGAUUCUUGUCGAGUCUGUUCGAACCCAAGAUGAUAUCGAGGACGAGAUGUGGGAUACCAGCAUGGUGGCUGAGUAUGGCGAAGAGAUCUUCUCAUACAUGAGAGAGCUUGAGAACAAACUUCUUCCCGACCCACACUACAUGGACACACAAGCAGAGAUUCAAUGGUCAAUGCGAUCUGUUUUGAUGGAUUGGUUGAUUCAGGUUCACCAACGAUUCUCUCUACUACCCGAGACCCUCUUCCUUUGCGUCAACUACAUUGAUAGAUUCCUUUCGAAGAAGGUUGUUUCGCUUGGCAAGCUUCAAUUGGUUGGUGCUACCGCCAUCUUUGUUGCUGCCAAAUACGAAGAAAUCAACUGUCCUUCCAUCGGAGAGAUCGUCUACAUGGUUGAUGGUGGUUAUAGCAGUGAAGAAAUUCUCAAGGCAGAGCGAUUCAUGCUCAGUAUGCUUCAAUUCGAGUUAGGAUGGCCUGGACCAAUGAGCUUUCUUCGUCGCAUCAGUAAGGCUGAUGAUUAUGAUCUUGAAACUCGAACAUUGGCCAAGUACUUCUUGGAGGUCACCAUCAUGGAUGAAAGAUUUGUCGGUAGCCCACCAAGUUUUGUUGCUGCAGCGUGCCAUGCUGUUUCUAGGUUCAUGCUCAGCAAAGGUGAUUGGUCUCCAGCUCAUGUUUACUACUCUGGCUAUACUUGGAAUCAGUUGAAGCCAGUGGUUGCCUUGGUUAUUGAGUGCUGCGAGAAUGCUCGAAAACACCAUGCUGCUGUCUUUGAGAAAUAUUCCGAUCGCCGUUACAAGAGAGCAUCUACUUACGUUGAGGAUCAAAUGAUCAAGGGCUUUCAAAUUCCGGGUAUCAAUCGCCGCCGACAAUCUACAUCUGUUCCAGCCCCUCUACGCCUCGAUUCUCAAUACCAAAAUGUUACAUUUGACCCAUUGUUGUCCAUCGAGGAGAACUCUCAGCGAAUGGUUCAGGCAAGAACCUAA